UCUUCAACUACCGUCACCGUUAAUACCCAAUUCCCUCUUCACUUCUUCUUUGAUCUUCGACGGAAAAUAUCACCCAUCCCCGUCGAUCUCAAAAACUCUCGCCGGUGAAAUUACCUAUCUCUUCUCGCAAAUCCAAUUGGUGUUUUAGCCUCUUUGGUUGGGAAUUGUACAUUACCUUCUGGUGCUAAGAAACAAAUUUUUCAGCAAGGAAAAUGGUUUAUCAUUCCAGUUUUGUUGAUGAGGAAGGAAUUAGUAAAGCUUGUGGAUGCCCUUUAUUACCUCUGAAAAGCCAUAUAAGGGGACCUGCUCCAGUUUCAGAACAAGAUACAACUGAUAUUGUCGAUGAAGCAAUCACAUUCUUCCGAGCAAAUGUCUUCUUCAAAAACUUUGAUAUUAAAAGCUCAUCUGACAAGCUACUUAUCUAUUUGACAUUGUAUAUCAAUAUUGCUUUAAAGAGGCUUGAAGGCUGCCGAACUUUAGCUGAAGGAACCAAGGCUAUCAUCAACCUAGGUCUGGAAAAUGUUCCUGUACCUGGAGAGGCAGGUUUCCCAUUCCCAGGCUUAUUUUCUCCAGCCCAAUCUCAAAAAGAAGCAGAACUAUUCAGGAAUUAUCUGAAGCAAAUAAGGGAGGAAACUAGCGGGAGAUUAUUAAGCGUUGCUUAUCGGCCUAACGGAACACCUAACAAAUGGUGGUCAGCAUUUUCCAAGAGAAAGUUUAUGAACAUGGUUCUUCCUUGAAUACUGAUCUUGUAAUGACUAGAGUUUCAACUUCUGCAGAGGAUGCAUUUGCUGCUAUUGAGUUGUUUGGCAGGUCCAAGUUGCUUUUGCCUCAUUAAACGAAUUAUCGAACUGUGAACACACAAGAUUACCUACUUUCUGCACUUUGUAAAUUACUCACUCUACUUGUAAUUGCUCAAGUACAAGUAGUGGGAAUUCGUACAGCCGACCCAUACUUGCUUGGGAUCGAGGCAUAGUAGUUGUUGUUGUUGUACCUGUAAUUGCUCAAGCUACAUAUAUUAUUAGUGUAAAUGUGUGAAAGAAGUGUGCCCAAAUGACCCAAUUUGCAGUUUCUAGUUGUUUUUUAACCGUGA
Solanum tuberosum (potato) is the source of this 1090-nucleotide messenger RNA. Its product is annotated as actin-related protein 2/3 complex subunit 3. The record is from RefSeq and is a predicted model, not a curated record. NCBI's taxonomy places the organism in Eukaryota, Viridiplantae, Streptophyta, Magnoliopsida, Solanales, Solanaceae. Gene Ontology annotation, cellular component: cytoskeleton; Arp2/3 protein complex. Gene Ontology annotation, biological process: Arp2/3 complex-mediated actin nucleation; regulation of actin filament polymerization. The transcript has 5 exons. The coding region runs from base 213 to 737 and encodes 174 amino acids.